AUGGCUCCAAUUAUUCUUAUCAGUACGGUAGCGAUCCACGGAACAUUGCGAAAUUUACCCAGAAAGAGCCAGUCUAGGGAGGCGGAAGCCUAUGAAAAACAGCCAAACCACAGUAACAAGGGGCAGAUAUGUAUGAUCUCGUUCGUUUACGAAAGAAAUGGGACAAUAGACGUAUGUCACAGAGAGAUCGGAGAAAGAACUGCCUGA
Molecule: messenger RNA, 207 nt
Organism: Priceomyces carsonii
Lineage: Eukaryota; Fungi; Ascomycota; Pichiomycetes; Serinales; Debaryomycetaceae
Exons: 1
Coding region: 1-207 (68 amino acids)
Source: RefSeq, a predicted model, not a curated record